AUGAACAUUAUAAAACAAGCGAAGGCAAAGAAUAUAUUCCUAUUAGAGAAACCAGUCAAUACUUUUAUACGACGAGUGGGUGCAGAACAAUCGAAAAAUACAGGACCUUUGUUGAAAUGUAUAGAUGUUUUGAUAAAUCAGUAUCAACCAGAAUUGAUGAAAAAGUACAGCGUUGAGCACACGGAUGAUCAAUAUGAGUUGAAACAACGGAUCUGGGACAAAUUGAAAAUACGAAGAACAGAUCAAGAUCCUGUUUUGUUGAAACGAAUGGAAUUUAAGCCGAGUGAUAUAUUGUACACAAGGGAAUAUAACAACUUCAUCAAAGUGUUGUACCCUGCGGAUGAUGACCCAUUUCAAUCUAAGUUUACCCCUUUCGACUUAAAACAUACAGCUACAAAGUACCAAAAUAUCAACCACGAGCACGCUUUUAAAAGAUACUCAGAUCUACCCAAACCAGCACCACAAUUUUUACCUCCAUCAAUUUUGCAAAUCUUCAUCAAAAAGUAUGUCUUGAAGCAAAGAUAUUUUGCUAAUAGAAACAUUCUUGAAGGGUGCUUGCUUCGUGGAGAUGCCAAUGGCUUAUCGAAUGCAAUGCGCAAUGAAAAUACACGAAGAGAGGAAUAUCGCAAUCUGUGUCAAUCCGUUUUAAAUGAUUUGAAACAAGCUGGAUUAGAGCUUACGCAACAAGAACAAGUACGAAUGAUAUACUUGACUUACUUUAAAGACAGGCAUGACAUUGUGUCUCUUGUCGGUGAUGACAAAGACUUGGGGUACAAACGGUUCACAUUUGAGGAAUAUGAACUGAUUCUAAAAACCUUUGGUGAUCGCAGAGAUUUGUUGGGGGUGUUGCUUUUCUUAGCAACCAGACAUGAUAGGUUUGAUAUAAUAUGUGAUAUUUUACCUAAAGUGGGUUUGGGUAGUAUUCUAGGUGUCGAGAACAAGAACAACUUGAAAUUGAUUGAUAUAUCUCUCAUCAAUCUACUCGGAUAUUUCCAUACUUUUAUUGACAGAAAAGGAUAUAUCAAGUAUCUUGCAAAUACGAUUGAAGAGUUGAACCAAAUUCCUGUCAUCACAAAUGAAAUUGUUGAUGGCUUGAUUAAAGUUUUGACAGACUUGGAGUUAGUCAAACAUGCAGAAAUAUUGUUUGAGACAGCAUAUUUCCAAACACCCCCAAACAACGAAGAGGAUGAAAUCCUCGCUGAGUGGCGUUAUAUAUAUACCAAAUUGAAGGCCACUACCCAAGACAAAUCUGUGUUUUAUAAACUAUCACCAAAUCAUCUUUCAUUUUUAACCUUGUUUCAAGGUUAUUGCCGCAAGCAAUCAUUUGACAAGAUUAAGCAAUUGAUGUAUGUAAUGGACAACUUGACAAAUCAAAAAAUGAGUACAAAGAUGUAUUUUGAAAUUUUCAAGGGAUUAAAGAACAGAAGUAAUUGGACAAUUGACGAUUUGAGAUUCACAUUGUCCCGUUUAUUGAAUCAAAUUGAUGCAAACAAAGACAACAAUGACUUGAAUAGUCUUCGAAUUCUUUCUGGGAUGGGAUAUUUGGACAGUGCCGCCUUGCAAGGCAUUUGGGUUGGUGAUUAUUGCGCAAGAGAUGCUAGUGAUACAUCGUUAAGAUUAAGCAACUUGCUUUUGGACUGUAUAUUUAUGGCUUGUGUAAAACACUUGCACCAAAUUGGCGAGACAACAAGAAUGGGCUCCAUCGAGAAGGCGAGGAGUAGAUGGGAAAAGAUGGUAGAACCAAAGAAGUUUGGCCCACACGAGGCAGAGAGGCUUUCCUUCAUCAAUAAAGCGGUUUUAAUGGAGAUAGUCACAAUAAUGGUUUAG
Messenger RNA from Lodderomyces orthopsilosis Co 90-125, 1827 nucleotides. RefSeq lists its product as uncharacterized. Bases 1 to 1827 code for a protein of 608 amino acids. The record is from RefSeq and is a predicted model, not a curated record. Lineage: Eukaryota; Fungi; Ascomycota; Pichiomycetes; Serinales; Debaryomycetaceae. The transcript has a single exon.